Messenger RNA from Nothobranchius furzeri (turquoise killifish), 2536 nucleotides. It is a transcript of the gene crnkl1, whose product is annotated as crooked neck pre-mRNA splicing factor 1. Gene Ontology annotation, cellular component: U2-type catalytic step 2 spliceosome; precatalytic spliceosome; Prp19 complex. Gene Ontology annotation, molecular function: protein binding. The record is from RefSeq and is a predicted model, not a curated record. Gene Ontology annotation, biological process: spliceosomal complex assembly; mRNA splicing, via spliceosome. Lineage: Eukaryota; Metazoa; Chordata; Actinopteri; Cyprinodontiformes; Nothobranchiidae.
GUUGCUAUACCAACGUACCGGAAGUCGCAGAGCAUUGUGGGUACUGUCAUGGUGGCUGGAGCAGCAAACGGAACGUUUAUGUGGCUUAAGCUUUGAAACAGUCGUUUCUUUGGGACCUUUUAUUUUACAGAGAACGUCUGGUCCGACACACCGGCAGCAUGGCCUCCACGGCGGCAGGGAAACAGCGGAUACCGAAGGUGGCGAAGGUGAAGAACAAAGCUCCUGCUGAGGUCCAGAUCACAGCUGAGCAGCUGCUGAGAGAGGCCAAGGAGAGGGAGCUGGAGCUUCUGCCUCCGCCACCCAAACAGAAGAUCACCGAUAAGGAGGAGCUGAACGACUACAAGCUGAGGAAGAGGAAGGCUUUUGAAGACAACAUCAGGAAGAACCGGACCAUCAUCAGUAACUGGAUUAAGUACGCUCAGUGGGAGGAAAGUCUGAAGGAGAUCCAGAGGGCCCGGUCCAUUUAUGAAAGAGCGCUGGACGUCGAUCACCGCAAUGUCACUUUGUGGCUGAAGUACGCCGAAAUGGAGAUGAAGAGCCGCCAGGUGAAUCAUGCUCGUAACAUCUGGGACAGAGCUAUCACCAUCCUUCCACGGGUCAACCAGUUCUGGUACAAGUACACCUACAUGGAGGAGAUGCUGGGGAACGUGGCUGGCUGCAGGCAGGUGUUUGAACGCUGGAUGGAGUGGGAACCCGAAGAACAGGCCUGGCACUCCUACAUCAACUUUGAGCUGCGCUACAAGGAGGUGGACAAAGCCCGGACCAUCUACGAGCACUUCGUCCUUGUUCACCCGGAGGUGAAGAACUGGAUCAAAUACGCUCGCUUCGAGGAGAAGCACGGAUAUGUGGCUCACAGCAGGAAGGUGUACGAGCGGGCUGUGGAGUUCUUCGGGGAGGAACACGUGGAGGAGAACCUGUUUGUGGCCUUUGCCAAGUUUGAGGAGACACAGAAGGAGUUUGAGCGUGUUCGAGUCAUCUACAAGUACGCACUGGACAGAAUCCCCAAACAUCAGGCCCAGGAGCUCUUCAAGAACUACACCAUGUUUGAAAAGAAGUUUGGAGACCGGAGAGGAAUCGAAGAUGUGAUCGUCAGCAAACGGAGGUUCCAGUACGAAGAGGAAGUGAAGGCUAACCCACACAACUACGACGCCUGGUUUGAUUACCUGCGGCUGGUGGAGAGCGAUGCGGACGCCGACACGGUGAGAGAGGUUUACGAACGAGCCAUUGCCAAUGUGCCCCCCCUGCAGGAGAAGAGACACUGGAGGCGCUACAUCUACCUGUGGAUCAACUACGCUCUGUACGAGGAGCUGGAGACCAAGGACCCGGAGAGGACGAGGCAGGUUUACCAGGCUUGUCUGGAGCUGAUCCCUCACAAGAAGUUCACAUUUGCUAAGAUGUGGCUGCUUCAUGCUCAGUUUGAAAUCCGACAAAAGAAUCUUCAGAACUCCAGAAAGAUCAUGGGCACGGCCAUCGGGAAAUGUCCCAAGAACAAGUUGUUUAAGGGGUACAUCGAGUUGGAGCUGCAGCUGCGAGAGUUUGAUCGCUGCAGGAAGCUCUACGAGAAGUACCUGGAAUUCACCCCAGAGAACUGCACCACCUGGAUCAAGUUUGCAGAACUGGAGACGAUUCUGGGAGACAUGGAUCGAGCUCGGGCCAUCUUCGAGCUUGCCAUUGGACAGCCACGACUGGACAUGCCCGAGGUUCUGUGGAAGUCCUACAUCGACUUUGAGAUCGAGCAGGAGGAGUUUGAGAACACCAGGAACCUUUACAGGAGGCUGCUGCAGCGCACUCAGCAUGUCAAGGUUUGGAUCAGUUUUGCCAAGUUUGAGCUGUCCAUUGAUGAACCCACGCGGCUGCUGAAGUGUCGCCAGAUCUACGAGGAGGCCAACAAGAGCAUGAGGAGCUGUGAGGAGAAAGAGGAGCGGCUGAUGUUGCUGGAGUCCUGGAGAGACUUUGAGAAGGAGUUUGGGUCCGACAGCACCAGGGACCGGGUCAGGAAGCUGCUGCCUGAGAAGGUGAAGAAGAGGAGGAAGCUGACAGCUGAAGACGGGUCCGACGCAGGCUGGGAAGAAUACUAUGACUACAUCUUCCCAGAAGAUGCUGCCAACCAGCCCAACCUCAAGCUGCUCGCUAUGGCCAAGAUGUGGAAGAGGCAGCAGGUGAGGGACGAUGGAGACAAGUCUUCAGCAGGUGAGGAGGAACAAUCUUCCUCUCACCAACCUGCAACUCCUGAAAAGCAGCCGGAGGAUGAGAGCAUCCAAAUGGAGACGGAGCAGCAGAACACACACGGUGACCGAUCCGACGGGAGCAGCCAGAAGGAGAAGGAGGAGGAGGAGAGAGAGGGCAGCCAGAGCAACAAGGAGGAGAAAGACCAGAGUCCUCCUUGAGAAACUUCACCUUGGUUUUCCUUCAGUUAAAGAACUAAAAUAGCUCAUUUGUCUCACACACACACACACACACACACUUUUAUAUUUUUCCGAAAUGUUCAUUGAAAAUUUACAGGAAAUAAAAACAUGAAGCCACGUGUUUUCUAUAA